AUGUCAAAUUCAAAAUCAUUAGUAUUAUUACAAUCAUUAACAUGUGGUAUAUGUUCAAAUUUAUUUAAAGACCCAAAUACAUUGGUUCCAUGUGGUCAUACAUUUUGUUUAGAGUGUUUAAAGAAAAGUUCAAAUAGCGUUAAAUGUAUUCAAUGUAAAACAGACUAUCAAAAUUAUAUACCAAACUUUCCAUUAAAGCAAAUGAUUGAAUGUUUAGAUCAAAGUAAUAAUAAUAAUAAUAAUAGCAAUAAUAAUAGUAAUAAUAAUAAUAAUAACAAUUCAUCAUCAGAUUUAAAUUCAUCAGUUGGUUCAAAUUCAAAUAGUAAUCAUGGUUUAAUUAGUUUUAUUGAAGGUUUAACUGAAAGUGGUAAUCGUCGUCUUAGCGGAUUUAAUGAAAAUGGUCUUAAAUUUUCAACUGGUGGUGAUAGUGGUAAUAUUAGAUACUGUGUAGAUCAUUAUGAAGAGUAUUAUUCAUUUUGUGAAGAUUGCCAACAGCCAGUUUGUCCACGUUGUUUAUUAACUUCACAUAAUAGACAUGGUAUGAUUCCAUUAACCAAAGAGUCAAUAUCCACCAAAAUAAAAGAGUAUAAACUGAUCUCUGAACAAUUAAAGAACAAGAUGAGUCUUUACAAAGAUAAUAUAUCCUUAUAUCAAAAAGAAAUUCAAUUAUUAGACAGUUCAUUCGUUCAAUGUAAACAAGCUAUACAAAUGAUGAUUUCAAAUCUACACAAAUCUUUAAAAACACGUGAAACUUAUUUAUUAAAGGAAAUUGGUCAAAUGCACUACAACAGUCACUUUGAGCUAUCAGAGCGUUCAAAUCUUUUAGAGAAUGAAAUUGGUGAAAUGGAAAAACUAACAUCACAAAACUCACGUUUCAACGAUGCUACAGAAAUUUUCAAUAAUCAAAAUUUAAAGUUUGAAUUUUUAGAACAGUUCCACAUCAGUCGUACUCAAUCGAAAAAGAAUAUGGCAACAGAUCUCAAACCGUUAUAUAAAACCGACCUUUUAUUUUAUAAAGCAAAUAAUGACCGUGUUACAGAGAUAAUUUCAAAUACGCUAGGUAACAUCUCUGUAUUGUCAUUUUUAAUCGAUGAUGCAGACAAUGUUAAUAUUUGGGAUGAACCAAAAGAAAAUAUUUUCUUGGAGCGUGUUCGUAUCAACUCUAACGGUAUUGAAGAAUUCGAAGUAAAAUAUGGAACUUUAAACAAAUUGAUCGAACGUCUUACUCUUCCAGGUGUAUAUGAUGAAAACUAUGUUAAUAUUUUUUUGUUAACUUAUCAUAGUUUCUGCACUUCUAAAAAGCUUUUAAAGAAAUUAAUCGAGCGUUUUACAAUACCUGAAGACUUUGAAGAGUAUGGAAUAAGCCAAAUUCAAAUCCACGAAAUUCAUAUGAAGAUUAGAAGUGUGAUUAUAAAAUGGAUCACCGAGUAUGCUCCAGUUUUUGAUCAAGAUACAAUUAAUCUUUUCCAAAACUUCAAUGGUAGAAUGCAAUCAGAAUAUACAUCAAUUAUCGAAAUUGAAAACUUAACAAACUAUUAUGAAUCAGCCUCUGUAAAUAAUUCACAAUCAUCAUCAUCUGCACCAAUCAUUACAUCAUUACAAAACCCACCUACAAUACAUUUUAAUAAUAUAAAUAAUAAUAACAAUACAAGCAAUAAUAAUAAUAGUUUAUUUAAUAGUAAUAAUAACAAUUGUAAAAUACCAAUAACCAAUGGUGGAUCAUCACCAAAUUCACCAGUUUUGAAUAUGAAUUCAUUAUCUUUAAUUAAUCAUUCAGAUAAUUUUGGAGAGUCACCAUUAUCAUCACCAAGAGGAGGUUUCCCAAGUAAUUCACCACGUUUAUCUUUUGGAUCAAGUACUGGUAAAUAUGGUUCAAUUUCAGGUUCAUCAAAUCUUUCUGGAAUGUUUAAUACACCCAAUUCACCAACCAAUAGUUCCACUCCACAAGUUCUUCAAUUUAUGUCACCAACCAGCAAGUUUUUAAUAAAGAGCCUCGAAUUUAACGAAAUUGACGAAUUAGAAAUCGCUAAACAAUUAACCAUAAUGGAAUAUGAUUAUUUCAAGAGAAUUAAGCCAAUCGAUUUAUUGACAUGUGUAGAUCUUAAACAUAAAACACCAAAUAUUACAAACAUCAUGGAAAGAUUUAAUAAUAUUUCUACAUGGGUAUCAACUACAGUUGUAAAUGCACAACACUUGAAGGGUCGUGUUAAAAUUAUGACAAAGUUUAUAAAGAUUGCAGAGCAUUUAAAAAAUUUAAACAAUUUCAACUCAUUAACUGCCAUCUUGGUCGCUAUUCAACGUUCCACUGUCACUCGUAAAGAAUUGGUCAAACAAACUGCUAAAACUUUUGCAGAUUUAGAAAAAAUCAUGUCAAGUGAUGAAGGCUAUAAAGCAUAUCGUCAACGUUUAGCUCAAUGUGUACCACCAUGUAUUCCAUAUGUUAGUGUUUAUCUUCAAGAUAUCAUGGAUUUAGAGAAAAAGAAUCCCUCAAAUAUUACAGUUCAAGUUACUCCAUUUAAAUCGAUCGAGUAUAUUAAUUUUACUCGUCGUUCAGUUAUAAGCAAAGUAAUUUUAGAUUUAGUUAAUAAUCAACGUUUUGGAUAUCCUAAUAUUACACCGAUUUCAACUAUUCAAGAGUAUUUAAAUGUACAUAUUGAUAGUGAUUGUAAUAAUUAG
Messenger RNA from Dictyostelium purpureum, 2676 nucleotides. RefSeq lists its product as uncharacterized. The transcript has 2 exons. The record is from RefSeq and is a predicted model, not a curated record. Gene Ontology annotation, biological process: positive regulation of GTPase activity; Ras protein signal transduction. Lineage: Eukaryota; Evosea; Eumycetozoa; Dictyosteliales; Dictyosteliaceae. Gene Ontology annotation, molecular function: guanyl-nucleotide exchange factor activity; zinc ion binding. Gene Ontology annotation, cellular component: plasma membrane. Bases 1 to 2676 code for a protein of 891 amino acids.